UGCCCACAUUCGACAUGUCCUUGCCAAAAAUGAAGUCAAAUGAUGGUGACAUGAAAUUAGAGGGGCCAGAAGUGAAAGGUAGUAAAAUACAUAUGCCUGCCAUUGACAAUUCUCUUCCAAAGGGGAAGGCAGAAUGUGAUCUUCAGGUUGACGGGCAUGGUGGCAAAGGGGGAAAGUUCCAUAUGCCCUCAAUUGACAUUUCUCUUCCAAAAAUGAAGUUGCCUGAGGGUGAAGUCAAAGUUGAAGGCCCUGAAGCCAAAGGUGGAAAGUUUGAAAUUCCAACAAUUGAUAUUUCACUUCAAAAAGGAAAAGCAGAGGGAGAAAUUGACAUGGAAGGACAUUCUGGAAAAGGAGGAAAGUUUCAUAUGCCAAAGUUUGAUGUAUCGCUACCAAAAAUGAAGCUCCCAGAGGGUGACAUCAAACUAGAGGGACCGGAAGGGAAAGGCAACAAAAUACAUAUACCUAACAUUGACAUUUCUCUUCCUAAAGGGAAAACUGAAGGAGAUAUUGAGGUUGAGGGGCAUGGUGGCAAAGGGGGAAAGUUCCAUAUGCCCUCAAUUGACAUUUCUCCUCCAAAAAUGAAGUUGCCUGAAGGUGAAGUCAAAGUAGAAGGCCCCGAAGCCAAAGGUGGAAACAUUCAGAUGCCAUUGAUUGAUAUUUCACUUCCCAAAGGAAAGAUGGAGGGGGAAAUUGACAUUGAAGUUCAUUCUGGAAAAGAAGGAAGAUUUCAUAUGCCUACAUUUGACGUUUCCCUUCCAAAAAUGAAGUCACUAGAACCAGAUGUCAGUUUAGAAGGACCGGACGUCAAAGGAGGGAAGUUUGAAAUGCCAAAGAUUGAUAUUUCACUUCCAAAAGGAAAAACAGAGGGAGAAACUGACAUUGAAGAACAUUCUGGAAAUGGAGGAAAGUUUCAUAUGACCUCCUUUGAUGUGUCACUACCAAAGAUGAAGCACCCAGUGGGUGAUGUCAAAGAAGGCCUUGAAGUCAAAGGGGGGAAGUUUAAAAUGCCCAAAAUCGAAGCAGAGGGUAGGAGUGGAGUCAAGUUACCAACUGUUAAACGGCCAACAGUAGACAUAUCUGCACCAAAGGUUGACUUAGACUCUGGCCUGUCAAAAGCUAAAGGAGAUGAUAGGGAAGAGAUGGAGCUACUAAAAGCGGAGGGUGAUAGGCCAUCCUCUGGGUCAAGUUUUGACAUGCCAGAUGUCUCUCUUAAAAUGCCAAGAUUUUCUCUCUCUAAAUUUGGUGGAAAGUCUAGUGGAGAUGUAAACCUGGAAGGAUAUGGGACAGAGGAUGAUAUUGAUAUCAGCCCCCCACGAGCGGAUAGUGAGGGCAGACCAGCAUCAGCGGAAAUACGCGGAGAGGGAAAAAUAGAAGGUAAACUAAAGAAGCCCAAAAUAAAAAUGCCAAUGUUUGGAAUAUCCAAGAAAGAUGUAUCAAUAGCCAGCCCUGAUGUGGAAAUCAAGACAAAAAAAGGGAAAGUGGACAUUCCAAAGCCAGGGAUCAGUGUAGAACAUCCAGAGGACAAAACAAAUAGAAAAUAUAGACUAAAAUUCCCAAAGUUUAAGAAGUCAUCUCCUAAAGGUAAACUACCAGAGGGAGAGAUAGAUGUCUCAAUGGAUAGUGGAAUGGAAGGGAAAGGUGGCAUUCAUGCACCCGAUGAUACAAUCAAAAUGCAAAGGUUCUCCAUGCCAGGGUUUGGCUCACAGGAGAUAGACUUUGACAGGAGUGGGCCCAGUGCUGAACUAGAUGUCAAAGGAAAGGUAAAAAUACCACCAGUGGAGAUAUCCCUGCCAGAUGCCAAGAAAUCUGAGCAAGAAGUGUUACUCCCAAAGGCUGAGGUGGAUGUGUCUGAGGCUGACAUCAGAGGUUAUGAAGGAAACCUGAAAAUCCCUAAAAUGCCAACUAUUGAUGUAUCAGCACCCAAAAUUGACCUUGAUGUAACUCUGCCUAAAAUCAAGCAUGAAACAAAAAUUGAGGGGAUAGGAGGCAAAUUUAAGAUGCCAAACAUCAAAAUGCCUGAUAUAGAUUUAUCACUUCCUAAAGAAAAAACUGGUGACAUUGAUGCAUCCAAGGUUGAAAUUGAGGGAAGGGGUGGAAAAUUCAAGAUGCCUGUCAUUAAAAUGCCAAAGGUUGACCUAUCACUUCCAACAGGAAAACAUAGAGCAAUGGAUGUAUCCACAGUGGAAAAUGAAGGAGAAGGUGUAAAAUUCAAGAUGCCACAUAUGGAAAUUCCAAAUGUUGAUAUAUCACUUACCAAAGGAAAAAGUGGAGGGAUUGAAGGGCCAGAGAUGGAAAUUGAAGGAGGGGGCGGAAAAUUCAAAAUGCCACAUAUGAAAAUGCCAAAGGUAGACUUAUCACUUCCGAAGGGAAAGUAUGGAGACAUCAGUACACCAGAAAUGGAAAUGGAAGGAGGAGGAAAAUUCAAUAUGCCACAUAUGAAAAUGCCAAAUAUUGCCAUAUCACUUCCCAAAGGAAAAAGUGGAGAGAUUGAAGGACCAGACAUGGAAAUUCAGGGAGAGGGAGGAAAAUUGAAGAUGCCACAUAUGAAAAUACCAAAGGUAGACUUAUCAAUUACGAAGGGAAAGUCUGGAGACAUCAGUGCACCAGCAAUGGAAAUGGAAGGAGAUCAAUUCAAGAGGCCACAUAUGAAAAUGCCAAAUAUUCAUAUAUCACUUCCAAAAGGAAAAACUGGUGAUGUUAAUGCAACUGAAUCGGAAAUUGAGGGAGAUGGAGGAAAAUUCCAGAUGCCACAUAUGAAAAUGCCAAAUAUUGGUAUAUCACUUCCCAAAGGAAAAAGUGGAGACAUCAGUACACCAGAAAUGGAAGGAGGAGGAAAAUGUAAGAUGCCACAUAUGAAAAUGCCAAACAUUGAUAUAGCACUUCCCAAAGGAAAAGGUGGAGAAACUGAAGAACCAGAGAUGGAAAUUGAAGGAGGGGGCAGAAAAUUAAAGAUGCCACAUAUGAAAAUGCCAAAUGUUGAUAUAUCACUUCCAAAAGGAAAAACUGGAGAUGUUAAUGCACCUGAAUUGGAAAUGGAUGGUGAGGGUGGAAGAUAUAAGAUGCCAGAAAUCAAACUGCCAAAUAUAGAUAUUACAAUGCCAAAGGGAAAUUCUGGUGACAUUGAUGCUGAAAUCAAACAGCCCAACGCUGAGGCAGAAGGAAAGAUAAAAAUGCCUUUGAUUGGUUUACCAAAGUUUACAACUCCCAACCUUGAUUUGGACAUAAAUGUUGGAAAACCCAACCAUGGAGCUGAGGUUCAUGGGAAAAAUUCAGACACAACUGGUUCACAUUCUGAGGGAGACCAUAAGAUGAAAAUCAAAAUGCCAACAAUAGACAUAGAGUGCCCAAAAGGAGAUCUGGAGCUGGAUAUAGGCUUCCAUAAAGCUGAGGGAAAGAAGGACAGAAAAAUAAUAGAGUUGCCUGACUUAGACCUUAAAACUUCUGGUACCAAAGGUAAGGGGCCAAAAGUCAAAGGCACCAAAUUCAAAAUUGGAAUGCCAAAAAUGAAGAACACUGGAGAUCAAGCAUUAGAUGCAGCCACAAAGAAGACAGGGAAAGAGAAUGAAGGGGCCAGUGGUAGAUUCAUGAUUAAGAAGACAAAGCUUGGCAAAGGUGCAGAUGUGGCGGCAGAUGCGAUGGCAGGUGGUUCUGUGUUGCCAAACAUCUCCCUCCCAGAUGUGGGCUUCUCAGUAUCCAAAGGAGUCAGCCAAGAGGAUGAACGUCAUGGUCCAGAGAUGAGUGCUAAAUUGCCAAAAUUCAAACUCCCUAACGUGGAGAUCUCAGGUCCUUCAAUGACUGGCCAAGGAGGAGCACAAAUCAACAGCGGACAACAAGAAAACAAAGAUGGUAUCAAGUUUCAAAUGCCAAAGGUUACUCUACCGUCUGUGGGGCUGAAGAGCAAACAAGGCUCUGCCGAGCCCACUGGCACAGAUGCCAGCACAGAGAAUGGAUUCACAUUACCUCAUCUUGGAAUCAAAGUCCCCAAAUUACCAGAUAUAGACUUUGAUAUUGGAGCAUCUCAAGCUGAGGACCAAGGGGCAGAUACAAGUACAAGACAAAAAAUCAAAAUACCCAAGUUCGGGGUGGCUUUACCUGCUAUUUUUUCACCUGAAGCUAGAGUACAUUUGAAGGACCCAGAGGUUGAGUAUGAAGGCCCUAAAAUGCCCAAAGUUAAAAAAGCUGUAUUUGUUUUGGUGAAUCCCCAAACAGACCACUCCACUAUGUCCACUAUAUGUGAAGCAAGUGUAGAGUCUGGAGAGGCUAAAAUCAGAAUGCCAAAGAUCAAAACGAAGCCAUCAUUUGGAAAGUCAGGAUCCAAGGAAAAAGGUGUUGCUUUGAGCAUUGAAGGAGACGUGGAUGGAGCUGACAAGUCAAAGGGAGCAAAGCAAAAAAUUCCCAAAGUCACCUUCUCUCCAGGCAAAACAGGUUCAUUUGAUGUAACCCUAAAAGGUGAGGGGUCUAGUUCCAGCCUCAAUGGUGAGAAAGUUUCAACAUUCCAGAACGGAUCCAAGGAGGAUAAAGCUAAGUUUGUGAAGCUCAAGCUUCCAAAGAUAGAGUUGUCCUCGCCAUAUUCAAAAAUAGGCAGUGGAGAAGAGGACCUUGAAAUGAGUGCUAAGCUUGUCAAUGAGUCCUCAGGAACUGACGGAGAAACCAAGAGGAAGAAAGUGAAAUCAGGCAAAAUGUCCUUCCCGGGAUUUAAGAAGAAGACAUCAAAAGGAGAGGAGGAAACUCAAGACAAUGUGGUGUCCUCAUCGGCCAGGACAGAAAUGCUAGAUCAGGAUAGUUCAGAAUCACCAACGCCCAUGGUCUCCAUUGGCUUUGUUCCAGGGAAGUCUAGGGAGCAGGCAGAGGCUGAGAGCAGAAAGAAGGAGCUGGAAGGAAAGCAGUCGACCUGGUUCAAGGCCCCCAAAUUCAACCUGAAACCCAACUCAACAGGAAUCCUCCUCAUUACACCAGAAGGUUCUCCCCAGGGCAGCAGAUCCUCGCUCCAGUGCCAGGGUGUCGAUGAAACUGGUGGUACCUUCCGGCUCCAGAUGCCAAGCACGGGGUUCUCCACGCAGGAGGUGUCUGAGGAGAAUGUUACCACAACAAAGAAGGGAACCGUAACUGUGGUGACAAAGACGACAAAAAAUACGGUAACAGAGUCCAGAACUGGUCAAACCCACACAUCGCUAUCCCAUUGUAAUUACUGAAGUCCGAAGAGAUGUGAGAGUAAUAUAUUUUCCCUCUGUCCUGAUGUGACGACUGUUUUUGUAAAUGUUCCUCCAUGUUUUCUUUCUAUUUUAGUCUUGAUCAUCUUUGAUAAUUUGAGUGGUUUAAAUCUGAAUGUCAAUUCAUUAUGUAUUGUUGUUGAUAUCUUUUUUAUGCAAAAAUACCACACAUUUUAAUUUCCCAAAGGAAAUGUCUAUUUUCAAUGCCUUCCCAUUUGAUAUACCGACAUUUACUUUGGCAUGAUUGCAGAAUUAGACUGACAGAGAACACAAACCAAUUUACCAAAAGCAAUUUGUAUGUAAAUACAUUGACAUGUUGCCUGCUUACUUAAUGAAACAUGUAAUUAUUUUCAUAUUACCGAUGAUUGGAAUAGUAAUAAGGAUAGUAGUGAUUUGUGUUAAUGUAACUGAGGCUUGAGGAUGGUGUGAGAUUUGUGGUUUUAUCAUUUACUUACUUCAGCUUGUUUUUUCUUUUUGAUAUAUGAAGAUUUUUUGUAAUUAUACCAUACAUUGAAAUGUAAGAUUAAAGGCUUCUACAAUGCAAUCCAUUUCAACACUCUAUGAGAAUCAAGAUAAGUAGACAAAACCCAAAAGAAUAGGAAACUAUCAUCUGAUAUUAAGCCAUGGUUUAAAGAAACAGAUUGAAAUAUUUCAAAAUGAAUGCAAAACCUCUUGAACAAAACAAUGUCUCAAUGUCUCCAUUUUCCUUUUCUUUUUUGGUGAGUUAGGAAGUAGGAAUUCAAUGUGUGUGUUCUACUGCAUGGGAAGAGUCCCAGCAAUCCUCUGUCAAUCAAGUUUACAAAAUUUUCCUUAACCAGAUUUAACACCUGUUGGAGCUGGAAAUUUGAAAUAACUAUAUAGAAUGGUGCAUGACAAGGAGAGAACAUGUACAUGACCAGAUAACACAGUUUAACAGUGUUUAUACGUAGAGAGAUUUUUUACAAAUACCUUUGUGCUUAUGUUUUCAGUGCUUAUGGCUUCACAAUAAGCAGUUUUCAAAGCAAAGUGUUAUCAAAGUGGCAUUAUCAAUAAUGUUGUUAAGAGAUCAUAUUAUUAAUAAACCUAAUAUUCCUAAAAAAAAAUUAAA
Molecule: messenger RNA, 6297 nt
Organism: Salvelinus namaycush (lake trout)
Lineage: Eukaryota; Metazoa; Chordata; Actinopteri; Salmoniformes; Salmonidae
Product: neuroblast differentiation-associated protein AHNAK-like
Exons: 1
Coding region: 15-5192 (1725 amino acids)
Biological process (GO): regulation of RNA splicing
Cellular component (GO): cytoplasm; nucleus
Source: RefSeq, a predicted model, not a curated record